Ilex paraguariensis (yerba mate) is the source of this 1059-nucleotide messenger RNA. NCBI's taxonomy places the organism in Eukaryota, Viridiplantae, Streptophyta, Magnoliopsida, Aquifoliales, Aquifoliaceae. The record is from the annotation of a GenBank genome assembly.
AUGCAGAAUGACGUUUCUGAACCUCAGGAAUUUUCAUAUCUUUGUACUGUGAAGGGUCAUUUGCUUUUUAGAGAUAAAAUAGGGGUGAGGAUGGUUGAACUUCACCUUGAUGAUAUUGUUAAGGUUGAUCGAGUGGACGCAGAUGGCAAAAAAUAUGAUAAAGUUUCUCGCAUUGAAGCACAGAGUGAGGAGGAUGACAUGUACAUGCAGCUAGAUGUGAACUCGGAUUUAUAUCCUAUGCAUAUAGGGGAGAAAUAUAGAAUGGUUUUAGCUCAAACUCUGAAUUUGGAUGGAUCAGCUGUUACUAGCUAUUUCCCUGAGGUAAUCUAAUUCCAGUUGCUUUUGUUGGUUUAUUUAUUCUAAUCCCAUCCCCCCCGCGUGCCCGUGCGCAUAUGGGGUAGGGAUGGAAAGGGAAAAGGGGAACUGGGUGAUAAAAUUAUUUAUUUGUCUGGUUUUUGGGGAACUCUCCUUCUCCUUCUGAGAUGGGAGUAGGGAGGCUACAUUUAAUUCAAAAUAACUUGGACCUAUUUCUUAUAGUAGAAGUAUUAGUUAUCUACACUUCAUUUUCUAGUCUAGGCACUGGAUUCUACAGAGUUAUCAACUUCUAACAGUAGAAUGUCUAAGCCUUAUUGAUUCUUGUAGUGAUGUGGUGAUAAUGUAUUAUUUUUUCAAUCUUUUUUUCAUUUUUUUUCGCUUCUUAUUUUUCAUAACACUAGCAAACAUAUUAUCUCUUGUUGCCCUUAGUACAUAGGAGUCAGGAUUAUCUUUCCCAAGAAGCAAGGUAUUCACGAAAUGUCUUGUAGAGUAAGCGAGGUCUUUGCAACAUAAUAAUCUUUUUCUAGUUUGUUUUGUACCAGAAUGAAAUUUAAAAAUUAGCUUGUUGCAUUAAUGAGGUGCUAGAUAUUGUGAAUUGAAUUUGGAACGUUUCAUUACUCUAUGUUUGCCAUAAAUCAAAAGUAUUCCUAGUUAGGAAGCAUGGAUAUGGAUAUGCAAUAGGGGUGUGAUACGACGUGGACUCGGUGAUACGACAAACCCUAAAAAAAUAGUAUAUGAAUAUGG